CCCUAGUCAUCCGUUGUGCCCAAAUUGUAAGUAAAGCUAAAUUUGGAAAUACAGGAUGGAUUUGGGAUCAAUGGGGUUCCUCAAAGCUUUGCUUGUCGCUGUUUAUGCUUUGCACCCCAACUUUUCCCAUGCUGAGACAGCUCCAAAUUACAGUUUCGUUCACGAAUCAACAACAGCACCUCCGGUCUCAUACCACGACUAUAUUGUGGUCGGUGGAGGAGCUGCCGGCUGUCCCUUGGCCGCAACUCUAGCAGAAACCGCCAACGUUUUAGUCCUCGAAAGAGGAGGGUCUCCCUACCGCAACCCUGGUAAGACAGACAAAGGCAACUUCUUGCUCACUCUUUCAGAUCCCUCCCCCGAUUCAUAUGCUCAAAUAUUCGUUACUGAGGACGGAGUAUACAACCACCGAGCACGUGUACUUGGUGGUGGCACCGUCAUCAACGCCGGGUUUUACUCACACGCCGAAACCGAGUUCGUAAAGGAAUCUGGUUUGGAUGAAGCUUUGGUGAAUGAUGCAUAUCAGUGGGUUGAAAACAAGGUGGUUUUCAAGGCACCAUUGUUGCAAUGGCAAACCGCAGUGAGGGAUGGGUUGCUUGAAGCUGGGGUUUUACCAUACAACGGAUUUACAAAUGAACACAUCAAUGGGACUAAAAUUGGUUCAACCAUUUUCGACAUGAAUGAUCAUAGACAUAGUGCAGCUGACUUGCUUGAAUAUGCUGACCCAAAGAAUAUCAUAGUUUACUUGCAUGCCACUGUAACCAAGAUCCUUUUUACAACACAAACUGUUGGAUCAGGAACUAGAGCUAUAGGGGUGAUAUAUGAGGAUGCAUUGGGAGAAAAGCACACGGCAUAUUUAACAAAUGAUUCCAAGAGUGAAAUAAUCGUAUCAGCAGGUGCCAUUGGAAGCUCACAAUUGUUGAUGUUGAGCGGCAUUGGGCCACGUUCUCAACUUGAGCCACUUGGUAUCAAGCUGGUGAUGGACCAACCUAUGGUUGGCCAAGGCAUAGCCGACAAUACAUUGAAUGGUCUUUUUAUUCCAUCCCCUAAUCCCGUUGAGCUCUCACUCCUUUCAACUGUGGGCAUAUCCCUAUUUGUUAACUAUAUUGAAGCUGGAAGUGGAUUGAAUUUGGCUCCUUCUUUUGGGUGGAUUUCCAAGUUUUUGCUCUCCAUCUUGGACCAGACUACUAUUGGGUCCUUCUUCGAUACAAGACUUAACGGUGGCAUCAUCCUUCAAAAAGUUACUCGUCCACUCUCAACAGGCCACCUUGAGCUUCGUAGCACCGAUCCAAACGAGACCCCCAAGGUGAGGUUCAAUUACUCUCAAGAGCCAGAAGACUUGAGAAACUGUGUACAAGGCAUGAAAACCAUAAUCAACGUUGUGAACUCCAAAGCCUUCUCGAAAUUUCGUUACCGAACCAUCUCGACUCAACAGCUUCUGAAUGUGGUGGCAGCACUUCCCUUGAACCAGAGACCGAGACACAUUGAUACUGCUUCGUCUUUGGAACAAUUCUGCAAUGACACUGUGAUGACAUUUUGGCAUCAUCAUGGAGGAUGCCAAGUUGGGAAGGUUGUGGGUGAAGAUUACAAGGUCAUUGGCGUCGAUGGCCUUAGGGUUAUCGAUGCUUCUACCUUUAGUUUCACACCUGGAACUAAUCCUCAGGCUACUGUCAUGAUGCUUGGAAGAGCUAUGGGAGUGCGAAUUCAGAAGGAUAGACUUUCUUAAAGAAGGAUUUAAGAAUCAUACCAAUAGGGAACUCAUCAAAUGGAUAGUUGUAUGUUAUCCUGUAUGUCUAAUAAUUUAAAAGUUAAUAAUUUAUGUGACACCAAUAAUUUGAGUGAAAAA
Messenger RNA from Gossypium arboreum, 1843 nucleotides. Its product is annotated as protein HOTHEAD-like. Lineage: Eukaryota; Viridiplantae; Streptophyta; Magnoliopsida; Malvales; Malvaceae. The transcript is spliced from 5 exons. Bases 56 to 1723 code for a protein of 555 amino acids. Gene Ontology annotation, molecular function: oxidoreductase activity, acting on CH-OH group of donors; flavin adenine dinucleotide binding. The record is from RefSeq and is a predicted model, not a curated record.